This is a messenger RNA of Fraxinus pennsylvanica, 1194 nucleotides long. The record is from the annotation of a GenBank genome assembly. NCBI's taxonomy places the organism in Eukaryota, Viridiplantae, Streptophyta, Magnoliopsida, Lamiales, Oleaceae.
AUGUGGGGAGGAGAAUUCUGGAGGGAAAACAACAAAAUGGAGAGAGGGAGUUUACUCUGGACAUGGACUUUCGCCGUUUUAUUCCUCAUUUUUACUCUCAAUUUCCUCAGGUUUAGAUUCCGAUUUGUAUAUAUCUAUUUCAGAAAUCAAAACCCUGCUCAUUCGGAUCCCAUGAUCAAUUGUGUCGCCGAUUCUACCUCCAGUCCCCUUUCUGAACAUCGAAUUUCUGGAAUUAUAUCUGAUUUAGAUUUGAAGAAUCUGAUAGACAACCUAGAUGAGAAGUUCCAUGAAACUAUUAUAUGGGAAAAUGUCAUUGACAAAAGUAACAAUCGUUUUUCGUAUAAGGCCAAGUGUUGCAAACAAAAAGAUUGGCCUUUGAAGUAUUUGAGUGUCACAACAUUUGAAAAUUGCUCAAUUGAGGUGCUGAUGAAGUAUUAUAUGGACAAUGAUUACAGGAAACUAUGGGACAAGACUGUGGUUGAGCACGAGCAGUUGCAGGUGGACCAAGCUAGUGGGACUGAAAUUGGUCGCACCAUUAAAAAGUUCCCGUUGUUGACACCACGGGAGUAUGUAUUGGCUUGGAGAGUCUGGCAAGGCAAAGAUGGAUCCUUCUACUGCUUCAGUAAGGAAUCUGAACAUCCUUUGGCUCCAAGACAGAAAAGGUAUAUAAGGGUCACACUCUUCAGAUCUGGCUGGAGAAUCAGGAACGUUCCUGGUAGAAAUGCAUGUGAGAUCAAAAUGGUGCACCAAGAAGAUGCUGGUCUGAAUGUGGAAAUGGCAAAGCUAGCUUUUGCAAAGGGCAUAUGGAGUUAUGUGUCCAAAAUGGACGAUGCACUACGCAAAUACUCAACAACUAAUCGGCUUCAACUAAAUUCAGCUGUGGGUGCCAUUACUUCAAUUCGAAAGGUCCCACCUGAAUUUGAAACCCUAGACGGGUCAACCAGCACAGUUAAUCCUGAAGACUCAACAAGUGCCAUUAGCUCCUUGGGGACUCUUGAAUGCAAUGCGAAGAGACUCUCAAUAAUGCCUUCCAAUAAAUUGAUAAGAAAUGGUUUGAUUGUUGUUGGGGGUGCAUUAUGCUUGUCUAGAGGUCAUUCCAGUUUGGGCGCUAAGGUUGCCAUGGCCUACAUAUUGAGCAAGCUUAGAAAGCAUGCUUCAUCUAAUCAAAACAUGCAAAGUUCAAUAAGGCUGUAG